Molecule: messenger RNA, 738 nt
Organism: Symbiodinium necroappetens
Lineage: Eukaryota; Dinophyceae; Suessiales; Symbiodiniaceae
Source: the annotation of a GenBank genome assembly
AUGCAGGCUCCGACAAAGCUUGCGCCGGUGUCAGGAUGGAAGCAGGCUGAGAACAAAAAGCCGGCAGGCUCUCAGGACAUCUUCCUCCGGCCCACGCCCGUGAUUUCAGGAAUCCGCUUGCUUCCAGCUCCAGGCCUCGAAGAUGAUGAAGAAGAGGGCAGUGAUGGCGAGAAGAUCCGUAAGCCCGUGGCCAGCCGAGGCAGGCCGUUAAAAGCAGCCUCCGCGGAUGAUUUGGCACACGUACGAGCUCCACGGAAGGAAUCUGCUCCGGAGAGGAAGGCCGAUCAGGAGGACGCGCCCAAGGCUCCAAGAAAAUCAAAGGAGGACAAAGCUCCAAAGGCAGACGGAGAGCGGGAAAGCAAGGAGGCCAAGGAGAGCAAGAAGAGGCGUGAAGACCGGGGCGAAAGCCGAAGCAAAAAGGAGAAGGACCGGAAUGGAACAGACCGUGGCCGGGGAGAUGAUGGCCGCGCUCGGCGAGGAGACGAGGAUCGCGAUCGGGAACGGAGAGACGAACGGAAAGAGGACCGUAAAGAGGACCGACGAGAGAAGCCUCGUGACGAUCGCCGUGAUCGCCGCGAUGACAAAGAUGAUCGCCAUGAGAGACGAGACGAAGAUCGGCGUGACCGACGAGAAGAGCACGACCGACACGAUCGGCGGGAGGGGCGCGACAGGGAUCGUGGUCGCACAGAUCGGCGUGAUCGAGACAGAGACCGGGAUCGAAGCCGUGAUCGGCGCUAG